Molecule: messenger RNA, 7984 nt
Organism: Engraulis encrasicolus (European anchovy)
Lineage: Eukaryota; Metazoa; Chordata; Actinopteri; Clupeiformes; Engraulidae
Product: fibrillin-1
Exons: 27
Coding region: 1-7974 (2657 amino acids)
Biological process (GO): cell-matrix adhesion
Molecular function (GO): calcium ion binding
Source: RefSeq, a predicted model, not a curated record
AUGUGGGCCUCAGUGUUCAUCCUGGUGUAUGCAUUUACAUUCCCACAUUACAAUGAUGCAGUGGCUGAACUAAGUGACUGCGCCGCCGUGGACCUCAUAUGCCAUGCCAACGCCAAGUGCGUCAAGACCCGCGACAACAACUUUGUCUGCAUGUGCAACACGGGCUACACCGGCGACGGCCUGCAGUGUGUGGACAUCGACGAGUGCGACACGCGCCUCCACAACUGCCAUGUCAAGGCCCUGUGCACCAACACCCUGGCCAGCUACACCUGCCUCUGCCUGCCAGGCUACUCGGGCGACGGCUUCACCUGCAGCGACAUCAACGAGUGCCAGGUGGACAAUGGGGGUUGCCACGCCAACGCCGCCUGCGUCAACACCGAUGGAGGUCGCAGGUGCACCUGCCGGGAGGGCUUCAAGGGCAACGGCUUCACCUGCCAGGACGAGGACGAGUGCCAGCAGAAGACCAUCUGCCACUGGAACGCCACCUGCACCAACAACCUCGGCUCCUACGUCUGCACCUGCAACAUGGGCUACAAGGGAAACGGCAACUACCUGUGCCUGGACGUGGACGAGUGUUCCGAGAUGCCGGGGGUCUGCUCGUCCUCCUUCGGCUACAAGGGCUGCCAGAACCUGCCCGGCACCUACCGCUGCACCUGCCAAGUGGGGUACCAGAGCAACGGCAAGACCUGCGCCGACAUCAACGAGUGCGAGCGCAACAUCUGCAGCUUGUACUCCAGCUGCGUCAACAACCCCGGCUCGUACCGCUGCACGUGCAACGACGGCUACAUGGGCAACGGCCUCACCUGCGUGGACAUCAACGAGUGCAACCAAGACAACUCGUGCGACGAGAACGCAGCCUGCAUCAACAUGCUGGGCAGCUACGAGUGCUCCUGCCUCACCGGUUUCCUCGGCGACGGCGUGAGAUGCGUGGACAUCGACGAGUGUCAGACGAGCGCCAACAUCUGCCCCAGCACCGCGGCGUGCGUCAACACGCCGGGCAGCUUCUACUGCGACUGCGGCCGCGGCUACACGUUCAACGGCACGCGGUGCGAGGACACGGACGAGUGCGCCACGGGCGAGUGCAGCGAGUUCGCCUCCUGCGACAACUUCCCCGGCUCCUUCAGCUGCAAGUGCCUGCUCGGCUACGAGGGGAACGGGAUCACGUGUCUGGACGUCGACGAGUGCUCCUUGAUACAGCAGUGCCACGCCAACGCCCGCUGCAUCAACCUGCCGGGGUCCUUCAACUGCAGCUGCCUGCUGGGCUACUCCGGAGACGGCGUGCAGCGGUGCUCGGACGUCGACGAGUGCCUGGUGGACAAUGGCGGCUGCGGGUACAAGGCCACCUGCGUCAACAACAGGGGCUCCUUCACCUGCGUGUGCCCGCCGGGCUUCGACCUGGUCAACCGCACCACCUGCCAGGACGUGGACGAGUGCCAAGUCCUCCCGGAGCCCUGCGGCGCUAACGAGCGGUGCCUGAACACCGAGGGAGACUACGAGUGCCCGUGCCAGGCCGGCUUCGCCCGCGGCGCUCAGGGCAUGGCGUGUUUGGACGUCGACGAAUGCCAGGCGGGCAACCCCUGCCACGUCCACGCCACCUGCAUGAACACGGUCGGCUCGGUGUCGUGCGUCUGCAAGAGGGGCUUCACGGGGAAUGGCACGCACUGCCAGGACGUGGACGAGUGCGAGUCGGAAGGCACCUGCGACGCCAAGGCUCUGUGCGAGAACUCAGAGGGCUCCUUCUCCUGCAGCUGUCUGGAGGGCUUCAUUGGCGACGGCUUCUCCUGCAACGACAUCGAUGAGUGCAUGCAAGUCAACAGCAGCUGCCCAUCCUUUGCGGUGUGCCUCAACUCCCCCGGAUCCUCCGUCUGCUCUUGCCUGAACGGCACGGUGGCCCGGGGUGGUGGCAACACCUGCGUGGAGCCAAGCACGGAGUGCAACCCACCCUGCCACCAGUACGGCCUCUGCCACCCCUCACCGCUGGGGUUCCAGUGCGUCUGCGACGUGGGGUUCGUGGGUGACGGUAGCAUCUGCUCCGACAUAGACGAGUGCCUGAGAGAUGACAUUUGCCCUCAGAAUGAAACCGAAUGCCUGAAUACGGCCGGCGGUUAUGAAUGCAUAUGCAGAACAGGCUUCUCACAAAAUGGAACAGAUUGCGUUGAUAUUGAUGAGUGUUCAUCCGGGACACAUCAGUGCAGCCCCUUUGCAGAGUGUGCCAACACCAUCGGGAGUCACUCCUGCUCCUGCCUCAAGGGCUUUGAGGGAGAUGGACACAAUUGCACAGACAUUGAUGAGUGCCCAAUUGAGAACGGAGGAUGCCACCUCGACGCCCGCUGCACAAACACCCCGGGAUCCUUCCGGUGCGCCUGCCCACUCGGCAUGAGCGGGGAUGGCUUUGACUGCCAAGACCUGGACGAAUGCUCCCUCAACGCCACCCUGCCACACAACUGCAGCCACCUGGCCCAGUGCAACAACACCUGGGGCUCCUACACCUGUCGGUGCCACGGCGGGUACGCGGGUGACGGGCGCACGUGUGAGGACGUGGACGAGUGUCGACAAGUGCCCUCUGCUUGUCCGGCCAACAUGACCUGCCUCAACAGACCCGGCGCGUACGACUGCUCGUGCCUGGUGGGCUUGGUCUACGAUGGCCUGGGCACCUGUGUGAGUGCGGAGGACUGCUUGAAUGCCAGUACGGUGUGCCACUCACAUGCCACGUGCACCAACACGUCCGUCUCCAGUUACUGCAGCUGUCUGGAGGGCUUCUACGGGGACGGCAUGAAUUGCUCGGAUGUGGACGAGUGCCAGUGGGCAAAUGGGAACGAUACUGACGAUGACCCUUGCCCCGAGUUUUCCUUUUGUUUCAACACACUCGGAUCGUUCCAUUGCAGUUGCUGGGAGGGCUACGACUUCAACGGAACCCACUGCCUGGACGUCGACGAAUGCGAGUCGGAGAACGUCACCUGCACCGCCAACAGCACCUGCUUGAACGUUGGAGGGGGCUACCUCUGCCCAUGCGACGACGGCUUCCGGGCCAAUGGCUCUCUUUGCGUCGACGUUGACGAGUGCUCGCCGUUGUCGUCAUCUGACGUUGGCCCGUGUCCAAACGUCUCAGAGUGCCGCAACGUGCCCGGGUCGUUUUUCUGCGACUGCUGGGAGGGCUACGUCACCGGUAACGGCACCACCACCACCACCUGCGAGGAUGUAGACGAGUGCCUCAUCAACACCACGUGCCAAGAGCACAGCACCUGCACCAACACGGUGGGCGGAUUCAACUGCACCUGCAACUCAGGCUUUGCCCUUACCGGCAACGGGACAGAGUGUGCGGACAUAAACGAGUGUGCCGCAGCUCUCCCUUCCGACCAGUUGUGUGCUAACGGCACCUGCAUCAACAGCCUCGGGUCCUUCUACUGUGUAUGUGACGAGGGGUUCUGGAGCAACGACACUGAGUGUCUGGAUGUUGACGAGUGCUCAGAGUCUCACGGGAAUGCCUCCUCCUCUGUCUGCCAGCCCUAUGCUACAUGCGUCAACUUCCCAGGCUCCUAUGAGUGCCCCUGCGAUACGGGCUUCCUCCUCAAUGGGACGCUUUGUGAGGAUGUGGAUGAGUGCACUGACAUGGAUACGUGGCCCUGUGUUGACAAUGCAGACUGCAUCAACACCGUUGGGUCAUUCCUCUGCCCCUGCAUGGCCGGAUAUGAGCUCAGUGGAUUGAAUUGCACGGAUAUUGACGAGUGCCUUGCGAACGACACAUGCCGCGCCGACCAGCUGUGCUUCAACCAGCCCGGAACGUUCCGCUGUACGUGCCCGACGGGGUUCCACGAGGAGGAUGGGGCUUGCAUGGACACCAACGAGUGCCAGGACAGUAGCGGUCCACCGUGCCACGUGUUGGCGCGCUGCUGGAACUUUCCGGGCUCUUUCUCCUGCCACUGCCCACCGGGUUACACAGGCAACGGCACCUGGUGUGGGGACCUGGACGAGUGUUCGACGUCUCGUGUCACCUCCCCCCCGUGCCACCGUCAAGCCAGCUGCCAGAACACGCCAGGCUCCUUUUAUUGCACAUGUCCACCGGGGUUCCUCUCGGCCGGGCCUGCGUGCGUCGACCUGGAUGAAUGCCAGCAGAACCGCGGAGGGUGCCACCCCGGAGCGAGUUGCCAUAACUCUGCAGGCGGCUUCCGCUGCGUGUGUGGCAGAGGCUGGGUCGCCACUGAGAGGCAGGGGCGUGGACCCAGGGGCUGUGCAGAUGUGGAUGAGUGCCACCUGAGUUCCACCACCUGCCCUGGGAAUACCACGUGCGCCAACUCCCCGGGGUCUUACAGCUGCAAGUGCAGCGCUAACGAUACUGUGUGUCAGUGGCGGGCACUGAAGGAGAGUAAUCUAUUCCCCUUUGGAGAAGAUGUGGGAGACACUAGUGUUGACAUCAAUGCAGCAGAUGGCACAUCUCCCUACAUCAGCCCACCCAUGGGUUUCCCUUUUAUGGGCAAGCUGUUUGACCGCCUCUAUUUCUCUGACAACGGCGUCAUCCAACUACAGUCGGUGCAGGAGAACGAGCAGUUUCUCUACCCCAACCCCUUCCCGGGUGGUUUCCGUGGGAAUGAGGGUGUGGCCAUGCUGGCAGUGUUCUGGGAUGAUGCUGACCUUAUUUUGGGACAGGGCAAGCUCCUGUAUCAGGAGUACAAGAUGAACCACUCGGAUGUCUACUCCCAGAUCGUCUUCAACCGCACAGCAGAGGUGGUGAGCAAGUUUGAGUCGCAGCAGGGGAAGCCUCCUUACACGCCCACCUGGAUCCUCAAGGUCACCUGGGACCACGUACUGCCCGUGUCCUACCAGAAGGUCAACCAUUCUCAGACCAACACAUUCCAGGGCAUCGUCACCACUGACGGCGAGCGCUCCUUUGGCCUGCUCCACUAUGGAGACAUGCAGUGGGGCCCUGGCCAGCGCCUCCACCACGACGCCCUGAUCGGCUACACCGACGGAGCCCAGCACUUCCACAACGAGUCCACCGACCCCCACGACAACCUGUUUGGACCCGGCGGCCGCUACCGACCCCAGGACGUGGUGGGCACCCUGGGACGCCCGGGUCAGCUGGUGUACGACCUGACCGGACCCACUCGAACCACCACAGGCACCCUUGCUGGAACCACCACGGAGGACCCGCGCAGGAAGUGCCAGCUGUGGGCGCUGAGCGAGCCCGAGCCGGCGGAGUGGGCGGUGGGCGUGCUGCCGUGCCCCUGCACCCGUGCCCAGGCUCUGGAGGACCUGGCCUUUGGGCCGGACAUCCUGCCCCCCAGACAGUGGGAGUUGGUCAGGGAGAUGAGAAGGGUGCGGUGGGGGGGAGCUGGGGGUCAGGUGUUCCAGUCGGUGCUGUCCAAUGAGCACGGCGCCGGGAAGCGGUGUAUGUAUGACCCGCAAGGCUUCCUGCUGGCUGGAUACAGUGAGCGGUACUUCACACAGCAAAAGACCCAGCAGCACAUAGAUGAGGACCUGCGGCCAUUCCAGUGGUGCUGUGUACGGUCGUCCCUGUGCCACCUCUACCUGAGCAAGCGCCCCCUAGACCGCUGCCAAGGUUACGGGUGGAAGGGCAUGGGCAAUGACAGCCAUGUUGACUUCAGCAACAGCAGCAUCAUAGCCAACAAGGCAAUGCCUGGCAUAGGCAUGGCCUAUGGUAGCCUCCACUUCAUCACCUUCGAUGGCUCUGAGUACACCUUCAAGGCCCUGGGGGUGUUUGUCAUCGUGCGGCUGUCCUCCAGCUCUGGCACCAACAUCUUCACGCUGCAGGGGGUGACGGACGUGCUCCACAACCAUGGCCAGACCAGACGCGUGCCAACACUGGCCCGACUGGCGGCCUUUCACCAGGGGAAGGGGAAGGUGGAAUGGAUGCGUGCCGAGACAGAAAGAGGACUUCAGGUUCUGGUGAAUGAUGUGGAGGUUCCUGUCUCUGUUGGUGUGGUGCACGUGGAGAAGGGCUUCGCCGUGCGCUGCACGUCGCUGAGCCGCUGCGUGGCGGUGUACGCCAACGGGCUGCACGUGGCGGUGUGGCGGGGGGACGCGGGUCGGCUGGCGGCCCUGGUGGAGGUGCCCCAGGCCUUCCUGAACCGCACCGUGGGCCUGCUGGGGCUCUGGAGCAACCAGCGCCGCGACGACUUCCUCAUGUCCAAUGGGGAGCUGGCCCUGCCCGCCUCGCCCAAUGCCAGCCUCCCAGAGCAGGACAAGCUGCAGGAGUUUGGCAUGUCCUGGGCUGCCCCGGCGCCCGAGAGCCUGUUCCCGUCCCUGUCUCCCCCUCCUCCGUUCGAGGCGGCCACCCAGGAGGAGCUGUUCUCGGUCAGCCCGGCCGUGCUGGAGGGCCUGGAGCAGGUGUGCCACGGCAGCCUGGAGUGCCUCCACGACAGCCUGGCCUCCGACAACAAGGGCCUGGGACAGGAGACGCUGGAGGCCAAGCAGAAAUACAGAAAUCUCUCUCUCACGCUUGCCAACAUGCCGCCCAUCGUGACAGGGCCCACCGUGAUUCGCUGUAAGAUCAACCGCUCUGUGCGUGUGCAGUUCAGGGCGGAGGACCCCAACCAGGACCCCUUCAGCUUCUCCCUGCUGCACCCCAGACCUCCACAGGCCACCAUUGGCAGCGGGGACGGCGUGUUGGUGUGGACUCCCCUGAGUGUCCAGCCGGUGCUGCUGUCGGUGUUUGUGAGUGAUGCCAAGUCCAGCUCUCUCCUGCUGCCCAUCCUGCAGGUGUGUGCCUGCCUCAACGGGGGCACCUGCCAGUACCACAGCGUCACGCAAAACCAUCUGCAGGGCAAGUUCCAGGUGGUGGGCUGCCUGUGUGCGCCGGGCUUCAGUGGGGCCCUGUGUGGGAACCGCACUGACGUGUGUAAGGGCAAGCCGUGCUUCAGCGGAGUGGCCUGCACCAGCCAGAGCCAGAGCCAGAGCCCGAGUCGCAACAGCUCCUUCACAUGCGCUGCCUGCCCCCGCCCCACCGUCAGCAGCGGCAAGCCUGGCUACAAGUGCUUCGAGAAUGAUUUCUGUCUGCCUCCGUUCCCCUUCCCCUGCCACCCACAUGCCGACUGCAUCAGCAUGGGUUAUAACUACACCUGCCUGUGUAAACCGGGCUUCACUGGCAACGGGAAGGACUGCACAGAUAUAGAUGAGUGUCUGGAUCCAUCCACGUGUCCUAAUGCCAAGUUUCAGUGCGUGAACACACUGGGUUCAGUACGCUGCAACUGCCGCUACGGGGAGGCUGGCCAGAGGGAUGGCUGUGGUGGUGGAAGCAGCCCAACAAGUUGGAAUGUGUUUAAUGUGUCCUUGAACUGGGGAGAGAAGCAGGCCACUGGAGCAGAGGAGCUGGAGUCAAUCCUCAAGAUGGGCUUCCAGAAUAAGUUCUACAAUGCCAGCAAGGCACGGCGACAGCCUCCCUCUGCCAACGGGCUAACGGAGUACCGCAUUAACAUGUCCAGCGACACCCCACACUGGUACGUCCUGGACUACCUGAACCGAGUCAGCCGCUACUAUGACAUCAAGGUGGCGGAUGUAGGAGAUUUGGACGAGUGCAAAGCCAGGGAGGCCAUGUGUGUGCCCCCAGCAGUCUGCUCCAAUACCUACGGAAACUACAGGUGUGUCUGCAAUGGCACACAUAUGGAGUCCUGUGUGCUGGAGCGGGACAGUGUGAACCGGACGGGCACGGGCGAGGUGGGCAAGGAGGUGGAGAAGGAGGAGCAGGUGGCGGGGGUGGCGGAGGAGCACAAGCCCCUGAUCCUGGGCCUGGUGCUGGGUAUCGGCCUGCCCCUGCUGCUGCUGCUGCUGCUGGCCAUCCUCGCAUGCUUCUGCUGCAAGCGCAACCGCAGCGCCCACGGAGACAUUCCCCGCCUGUUUCCCGAGUAUGACCAGUUCGGGGUGGCUCCGUUUGACCACUCCAACCCCACCAUGCAGUACAAUCGCCACUGCAGCCCACGAAUACUGGACGGAAUCCACGUCCGCAGAGGACGACGAUAACACACACACA